Molecule: messenger RNA, 1209 nt
Organism: Bubalus bubalis (water buffalo)
Lineage: Eukaryota; Metazoa; Chordata; Mammalia; Artiodactyla; Bovidae
Gene: IGSF23
Product: immunoglobulin superfamily member 23
Exons: 4
Coding region: 52-1053 (333 amino acids)
Source: RefSeq, a predicted model, not a curated record
GAAAGGCGGCCUCUCCUGCGCAGCUGCCUCCGCUGCAGGACAGAACGCGGCAUGAUGUGGCCUCUGGGCACCAGCUCCAGCCACAGCCCCGCCUGGACAAGGCUGCUUCUAACAGGCACCCUGCUCGCAUUCAGUACCUGGUCUGCCUCCUUGGAGCUGCUCUCCUCUGUGUCUCUGGACCCCUUGACUGAAGGAGCCGAUGCCCACCUGCCAGUCCCUAGAAGCCUGGAUAGGGUUCUCGCCACCUCUUGGUUCCGAGGGCAUGAAGUCCGGCCAGAAGCCAUGAUCUUCUCUCCCGAGGGCCUCCCAGGACCUGGCCACACUGGCCGGGAGACGCUGGACACCCAGGGCAGCCUGAUCAUCAGAAACGUGACGACUCUAGAUGCGGGCAGUUACACGGUGGUACUGGAAACCAGCAGGGGACGCAGGAGUGCGACGGAGCAGAUACCGAUCAAGGCCACCUACGAUGGGGUGCAGCUGGUGACAUUCCCAGGAAAUAGACAAGGCAUCCUCCGGAGUGAACUCAACUACUCUGUGAUCCUGCAGUGGGCGGCUUUAAUCACACCUGAACCUGUGCUACGGUGGACCUUCAAUGGGAGACCUCGUGGAACUGGGGAAAGGCUGAUCAUCCACAGGUUGUCCAUGAAGGAUCUGGGCACCUACUUAUGCUUGGCUGAGAAUAGUGAGAGGGUGUACCUCUCCCAGCCUGUGACUAUCAUGCUGCCACAAGCUGACGUGGAACCCACAGAACCUGCACCCAUCUCUCAGAAGCCCCCGCUCUCCCUGUCAGGAGGAUCUGCCAUUGCUCUCAUCGUGGCUGCAUCUGUGGCAGGCUUCGUACUGGUUGGAAGCGUGCUCUUCACCUUCAUCCAGAAGCUAAGGUACCUGCCUUCCCUUCCUCCCAUCCACUCAGCCUCCACAAGGCACAGAGCUCUCUCUGCAGCAAGACUGAAGCCAAGCCAACAGCCUUAUCCCAGGGAGCAUAAAGUUCAUUCAGAGAGGAUGACAUGGACCCCCGAUGUGCCCCACCCUACUAGUCAGUUUCCAAAGUAGCCCCAGGGAAACAAAGAAACAGGAGAGGGUCCUGGAGCUGCGUCCAAAUCCCCCUUCUGUCACUUACCCAAAGUGAGGCCAUGGCAAGUCGCCACCCUGCUCUGGGCCUCAGUUUCAGUUCAGUUCAGUUCAGUUGCUCAGUCGUGUCCAACUCUU